AUGUCGCCCGCCACCAGCAAGAAGAAGUUCAGCACCAUUGCCCAGACCCGCCUCAAGGCGAAGCUCGAAGCUGAGGAAAAACAAGCCCCCGUCGUCCUCCAACGCAUCGGCUCGUGCACCCUCAUGGCCUCGGGGGCUACACGUGCCCACGUCCUCACGAAGACGUCCCCCAAGGAUGAACGGGAUGUAAUGUCCUACUCUGGCGCAUCACGGAAAGAUAUGAUCCGAUUGGGUUCGCCGGUGCCGUUUACCGGUCAGGCAAGAGGAAUAAAGCAAGAUCUACAGAGUAAGUAUGCGCAACGUUCUUUUCUUGCAGCGAACAUGUUCUUCUAA
Messenger RNA from Neoarthrinium moseri, 333 nucleotides. RefSeq lists its product as uncharacterized. The coding region runs from base 1 to 333 and encodes 110 amino acids. The record is from RefSeq and is a predicted model, not a curated record. The transcript has 3 exons. Lineage: Eukaryota; Fungi; Ascomycota; Sordariomycetes; Amphisphaeriales; Apiosporaceae.